GCGCAAUGUCGGGGCCAUACGGUUACGGAGGAUACGGGGGUUACAACGCUCCCGGCCCCGGGGGGUACGGGUACCCCCGACCUGGGUACCCUCCCGGACAAGCCCAGGCUCGCCCAGCAGGCUAUCCGCCCGGUCAGCAGCCCCCACCAGCCGGCCCUCCUCAGGGGUACGGACCUCCUAGACAACAAUACCCACCUGGGCAGCAGACCGGUUACCAAGGUUACCAGCAACAACCUGGAUACGGCAUGCCAGGAUACCGACCUCCUGCAGCACAGCCUCAGGGAUACACGCCAGUUCCGGGCACUACAGCCGGCUACACACCACCCAUCUCUCAACCGCCCCCCAUGGCAACCUCCGGCCACGGUCCCAUGGUGACAGCAGGCCACGUUCCUACAGUCAGUUCAGCCAACAGGCCCCCGAUGUACGCGCAGCCCCCCAGACCAGGCCCCCCUGCUCCCGGACCUGGAGGAUUCCGACCUACCAGACCUGCUGGCCCAACUGUUCCCCAGUCCUUCCCUGAACUCUAUGGUUUGAGCACAGAAGAAUUGGAAAAGCUAAUGGACAAUGACGCAGCAGUUUUGGAGUAUUUCGAGAGCAGAGAUGAUAUAAAGAGACUCCAAGAAGAUAGGACGAAGAUAGUGGAACGAAACGAAACACUAGCCCUCGAGAACCUCACCCUUAAACCGCAAUUAGAGGAAAAACAGCAGGAACUCAUUGCCCUGUACUCAGAGUUGGAGUCAAAGCGAAACGAGCUGAGCGAUCUUCAACAACAGCAACAAGCUCUGGCUGACCACUACGCUCCCCAUAACAUUCUGGCCAGACUCAAGAUUGCAGCCUCGGAGGUUGAAGAUGAAACUGAGGCUAUAGCGGAGAAUUUCCUGAACGGUGACAUUGCGAUAGACGAAUUCCUCAAAACAUACAUUCCAAAAAAAACGCUGUGUCAUAGUCGCAGAGCAAAAGAGGAGAAAAUGGAACGGAUGGGAAUCUAGAGAAAACGUGAGGCUGUUUCCAACGAAGAUGAUCGUCCUGAUGAUGAAUGAUUUGGAACGAUUCCAAUUUAUUUGCAUCGAGAUUAACUGGCUCGGAAUAUUUGGGUGGCGAGUGCCAACACCAUC
Bolinopsis microptera is the source of this 1115-nucleotide messenger RNA. Its product is annotated as vacuolar protein sorting-associated protein 37A-like. Bases 6 to 989 code for a protein of 327 amino acids. Gene Ontology annotation, biological process: ubiquitin-dependent protein catabolic process via the multivesicular body sorting pathway; protein targeting to vacuole; protein targeting to membrane. NCBI's taxonomy places the organism in Eukaryota, Metazoa, Ctenophora, Tentaculata, Lobata, Bolinopsidae. Gene Ontology annotation, cellular component: ESCRT I complex. The transcript has 8 exons. The record is from RefSeq and is a predicted model, not a curated record.